AUGCAAACAGCCCUUGUGUGCCUGUGCCUGUGCCUGCUCAGCACGGCCCUCUCAACACCCGUGCCACCGCCGCUGCCUGGGAGAGCUGCCGGGAACUGUGUGGGACAGCACCGGAUACUGCUGAAAGGCUGCAAUGCCAAGCACGGCUUCUACGUUUUCAAAUAUGUCUACUCAUUUUCGACACGGAGGAACCAGACACAGAUAAAGAAGGAAGAGGCCGACAGCCAGAGUGCUGCCCCCGGCCGCCAGCUGGGUGACGACAAAGCCAGGCAGGGGCCAACGGAGGACCGGGUGGCCCCGGAGCAAGGUGACAACAGCAGCACUGAUACAGUGGAGAACGGGACUGGCCUCAAGCCCGAAAACCGCAGUGCCCCAGGCACUGGCAGGGAUGCUCACAGUCCUCGCCCAGGCACCGGCACGCGAGCGCGUGGUGGUGUCGGUGUCGUGGGUCCCACCUCGGCCAGCUCAGAGGGCAGUGGCGACCUGGAUUUGGUGGUUGAAGUUGAUGGUGGUGUUUCCAUUCUCCCCCAGGGUGGACGCCCCAGAGAGGCCGUGGCAGGGAACAUCUCCACUGUCAGGAGUGAGGACAGGGAUGAUGGUGCCCCCAGUGGGGUUCCAGUGGAGGGGGCCAUGACAGCUGGGAGGGAGAGGGCCCCUGCCACCGGAGGGGCUGGGGAUGAUGAGGGCAGUGGUGAGGCCACCAUCCCUGGCCAAGGGCAGGAGGGGAUCAUGCGGGGCACAGGGACACGAGGCGCUACUCUUGCCUCUGUAACUGAGAAGAUGGAGGAUGUUCAAGUUGAUGCUGAAGGUGUGGAUGAAUACGCUUACAUCCCAGACUCGGGCAGCGUCACCGUCACCCACGGGAAGGUGGGCAGCACAGUGAGGGCCACCAGAUUCACCCAAAUCUCUCCAGACAAGGAUGACAAAGUCAACAUCUUCAUUGGGAGGGCCAACAUCCAUGUAGGGGAGCAAGAAGCCACCCAGGCUGGUGCCACUGUAGGAAGCAAGGAUGAUGGCAUGCCUGCUGUGGGAACCAGCAGCCCCCUGCCCAGGCUGGGUGUCACUGCUGCACACGACAGUGAUGAUGAUGAUGGCAUCCCUGCUCGCAGGCAGCCUGAAGAAUUGACUACCACAGCCACGCUGAGCCAUGUGGACAGUGUCACCAGCAGACCUGGGGAUGGCCAUCCCACAGGAGAUGACGAGGAAGCUGCCACCGCCGUUGGUGAUGAAGAAGGACAAGGGGCCCCCAGCCCCUGGAGGGUCGCUGAUGGUGUCACUACCAUCCCCGAGGAGGCUGGCAUCCAUGGGAACAGUGAUGAUGAGGCAAAAGGUGAGGGGCAGAGGUUCGACAGGAGGCCGGGCCACCUGGGUGUCACCACCCCCCGCCAGGUGGGUGACAAGGAGGCCACUGCCGCUGUCCCAGCCGAGGGGGCCAGCAUCCGCCUGGGCACCACCGUGGCCUCCCCUGGGGUGAGCGAGGGGGACUGCACCACUGCUGUGGAGAUGGCCGGUGGCCGCACGGCAGGCGAGAGCACCAUAGCAGGGAGAGGGGGGAGCGGGGAAGUGGGGCCAGCCACCCCCCAGCCCCAUGGGGAGGGAUGGCCCAGGGUGGGGGUGAGGGUCCGGCCUGGGGGAGCAGGGCUGGACAAGACACCCAGGAUGGACAAAGCGCUGUCCCCACGCACAAAAGCCAUUAGCCGGGUGUCAAGUGGAGCCCAGAUAAGGGCUGACGGCCGUGACGGUGAUGCCGGGGGCAGGCCGCGCACCACUGAAGCAGGGGGCAGUCCCCCUCCGCCGGCAGGGCAAGCCAGGGGCAGCACGGCAGCGGUCAAAGGCCAGGAGCGAGGGCGAGGUGAUGAGGCGACGGUGUUGGGGGCCCGGAGGGGCCACCUCCCCAGGCACCAUGGCAGGAGACCAGGGUCCGGGGCACCGGGGGCAUUUGCGGCGCUGGGCCACAGCAGGCAGGUGGACCAGGUGAAGCGUGCCGACGAGCUCCACGUCCGCGAGCGGGCCUUUUAUGCCCUUGGUGGGGCGGGGGGCGGCCCCCGUGGCUCCUACACCAGCCUCGGGAGUGCCGACAGCAGCCAGUCCUCCGAGGGGGAGCAGGGCAGCCACAGCGACAGCCGACAGACGGGGCUGCGGCCCUCGGGGUGGGGAGCCCCAGGGCACCCCCAUGGCCACUGGAGCCAGGGGGCCCUCUGA
This is a messenger RNA of Haliaeetus leucocephalus (bald eagle), 2202 nucleotides long. It is a transcript of the gene MEPE, whose product is annotated as matrix extracellular phosphoglycoprotein. Bases 1 to 2202 code for a protein of 733 amino acids. Gene Ontology annotation, molecular function: extracellular matrix protein binding. Gene Ontology annotation, biological process: biomineral tissue development. The record is from RefSeq and is a predicted model, not a curated record. Lineage: Eukaryota; Metazoa; Chordata; Aves; Accipitriformes; Accipitridae. Gene Ontology annotation, cellular component: extracellular matrix. The transcript has 4 exons.